Tribolium castaneum (red flour beetle) is the source of this 1361-nucleotide messenger RNA. RefSeq lists its product as uncharacterized. Gene Ontology annotation, molecular function: ubiquitin protein ligase activity; zinc ion binding. The transcript is spliced from 3 exons. The coding region runs from base 240 to 1157 and encodes 305 amino acids. Lineage: Eukaryota; Metazoa; Arthropoda; Insecta; Coleoptera; Tenebrionidae. Gene Ontology annotation, cellular component: mitochondrial outer membrane. Gene Ontology annotation, biological process: protein polyubiquitination; regulation of mitochondrial fission. The record is from RefSeq and is a predicted model, not a curated record.
AAAAAAAAUGAACGGAACGAUUUGGGCCUCAAAUUCUGCGGUACCACAGGCACAAAAGUGAUUAAAUGCCCCAAUUGCGUUGUCAGUGCCCCCCAGCCUCAUUUUAGCCCCCUUUUAGUGACUUUAACUGUCACAAUCUGGCGCACCUGUCCCGCUUUUUGACACUUUUUUGACAUUCGUUAAAUUUUCGUAUUUUGGAAAUCCACUCUCCUCAACAUGCCUCUCCCCAUAUAAGCCCCAUGGACCCCCACGACUCAUUCGAAAGCGCCACUGACACCGCGCCCCCCAUCCAGCUCAAACCGCGCGAUUCGCGAAAAUGCUGCUGGGUCUGCUUUGCCACCGAAGACGAAGACUUGGACGCACUGUGGGUCCAGCCGUGCAAAUGCCGCGGCACCACCAAAUGGGUGCACCAAUCGUGUCUGAAACGCUGGGUCGAUGAGAAGGAGAAGUCGGGCCAUGGGGGCAAAGUGGUGUGCCCCCAAUGCCAGACCGAGUAUAUCAUAGUCUUCCCGAAUAUGGGGCUGUUUGUCUUGUUGCUAGACACGGUAGAUGGUGUUAUUUUCCGGGGCUCGUUGUUUCUCGCAGCGGGGAUUGCGGCCAGUGCGAUUUACUGGACGGGGGUCACGUAUGGGGCCAUAACUGUGAUGCAGGUCAUAGGACACAAGGAAGGGAUUGAUUUGAUGGAGCAGGCUGACCCCCUUGUGCUCCUUUUGGGGCUUCCCUCUAUCCCGGUAGCCCUGAUUUUGGGGCGCCUGAUCUGCUGGGAAGACGCCGUUUUGAAGUUCAUGAGACGGCAUUGCCCCAAAAUCCCCAUUAUUCACAACGUACUGCCGUUCAGGGGUGAUGUCCUCCAGAGUGAUACAACGGUCGAUAAUGACCUGCCUCCAGUCAGCAGCCCUGUCUCAGCGACGCGAAUUUUAUGCGGGGCUUUACUCAUGCCUACGAUAGCGAAUUUAUUCGGAAAAUUAUUUUAUAGUUCAGUGAAAUCGAAUUUUCAUCGAACGAUUUUAGGUGGAAUUACUUUUAUCACAGUUAAGGGAUUUUUAAGGAUUUAUCAUAAACAACAACAGUACAUCCGGCAAUGCCAACGCAAGAUUUUAGACUACACUGAAGCCAAUAUUUCUACUUAUUUACAUCAUAACAGAAAUUCUGAUUAAAUUAAUUAAUAGGACAAAUAUUUUUUAUAGGUUAAUUAGUUGAGCAUUCCUUGUUUAUUUGACUUGAAUUGAUAAAUUUCGAUCAAGUGACCCGUGACGGCACGGGUCACUCGAUCACUUGUUAAACGAAAUAUUUUUGCAAGUAACCAAGACUUCAGAUUUAUUAAAAAAGCAGUUCUGUUGAAUAAAACAUUUUUAGACAAA